Drosophila novamexicana is the source of this 852-nucleotide messenger RNA. RefSeq names its product mitochondrial pyruvate carrier 2. Gene Ontology annotation, biological process: pyruvate import into mitochondria. The transcript is spliced from 3 exons. Gene Ontology annotation, molecular function: pyruvate transmembrane transporter activity. Gene Ontology annotation, cellular component: mitochondrial inner membrane. The coding region runs from base 103 to 576 and encodes 157 amino acids. Lineage: Eukaryota; Metazoa; Arthropoda; Insecta; Diptera; Drosophilidae. The record is from RefSeq and is a predicted model, not a curated record.
AAUUUAGUACGGGUAAGGCUGUCUGUCCGUACACUAGUCACUGCUCGCAGUUGUCUGAAUUAUAUUUCUGCCUGAAAUCGCCGCUGAUUUCGCACAAACAAAAUGUCGUCGACCGCCGUACAGCCGCCACCACCCGCACCCGCACCGCCGCCACCCUCAUCAGCUGCUGCCGCUGCUGGAAAGGGCAUCCAUACAAAGCUCUACAAUGGCUUGAUUGGUGUCUGCGACAAAUUUGUGCCAGCUAAAAUGCGGCCACUUUGGAUGCAUCCCGCAGGUCCAAAAACGAUUUUCUUCUGGGCACCAAUUUUUAAAUGGGGUCUAGUCGCCGCUGGACUAAGUGAUUUGGCCCGUCCUGCGGACACCAUUUCUGUUUCUGGAUGCGGUGCACUGGCUGCCACGGGUAUUAUCUGGUCACGGUAUUCGCUGGUGAUUAUACCCAAAAAUUACAGUUUGUUUGCCGUCAAUUUGUUUGUGGGCCUAACACAAUUGGUACAACUGGGACGUGCAUAUAACUAUCAGUUGGAGCAGGAAAAGCUGAAGAAAGAGCAGAGCGAAAAGCCAGCGAUAACUCAAUGAAUUGGAUGUGAACACGCACACCGUAUAACACAACAGACGCAUAUCGAACCACUGCGUUUUAUAUUAAGUUGUUUAAGUUGCAGCGACUGACCAUUUUUAUUCGGUGGUUUCUUGUUGCCUUACAAAACGUGAUUCGUAUUACUUAAGUUUGUAAAUGUUGGAGGCUUCGCGUAUAUUUGUAAUUAUUCGUAGCAUUAAUAGACUUUUUGUGAUUUCUGUCAAGUAAAAAGAGAAAUAAACAAAUACAUUCUCAGGACUGUAGAAGGUAAUGUAAAA